Molecule: messenger RNA, 9395 nt
Organism: Plasmodium vivax (malaria parasite P. vivax)
Lineage: Eukaryota; Apicomplexa; Aconoidasida; Haemosporida; Plasmodiidae
Exons: 1
Coding region: 1-8862 (2953 amino acids)
Source: RefSeq, a predicted model, not a curated record
AUGAGUAAGCAGUACCAAUUUGGCUUUUACGAAAAUGCCAUGAAGGGACAAUUCAGGGACUACGAAACGCAUUCUGACGUUUCUUGCAAAAUCGGGUACAGCGACUCCGAAUCGGAAGGAGUGGCAUCCAUCAAGGACGUACCGUAUUAUGCAUAUAACCACAAUUUGAAGAAUUCUAAAAAGGAGAAAUUAGAAAAACCCGUUUGGAAAAGUAUCUACGACAUUGAAGAGACAACCAAAAAUUCGUUUUCCGAUUAUGAGUACAACAAGAAUGAACAAUCUGGCAGUGAAUUGGAGUCCCCCAGGUUUGGAAACACGUCGGGGGGGGAGGAAACAGAGGAGCAGCUCCAUCGGAACGGGGGAGAAAAACCGUAUGCGCAGGAUGAGGGGAGUGAAGAAGCCGAGGAGGAUGAGGAGGAGGAUGGCAAACUCGGCGGAGUCACUCUGAUGAGAAAAGCCAACCAAAUGGAGGACACCGAAGAGGACGAGUGGGGACAGGAGCGAAUCACGGCGGCCAACCACCCUCAAAAUUUAUACUCACUCAUGAAGGGAGAUAAUCAAAUAAGAGGACUCCCUUUUAGGGAUCCAUUCGGGAGCUUUUCCAAUGAAGGUACACACAUUGCGAACCAUCUCAGUUAUAACUUCCGAAAAGAAUUUGAAAAUAAUAUGUAUAACAAUUUGAGCGCCUUUAAAAAUGCCCAGCAGAAGGGCUCCGUCGACGAUCUUGAUGAUGCGUCCAGGCACUUCCUCAAGCCCAAGACGUUCAAGGACAGCAACGGGUUGUUUUAUGACUUCGGUGAGGAGAAGCUGGACCUCGGCUUUUUGAAAAAGGAGCAUGAGAAGCUGAUGAGGGGGGGGGCGGCGCUGAAGGUGGUGAAGGCAACCAACGCGGUAACUGCGGUGAAGGCGGCGAAUGACUAUCCCACCCCGGGGCAGCCCCUCCACAAUGCUGAUGACGCCAAACAGAGGAGCAAACAAAAUGGCAGCAGAUUGAAAAAAAAAAACACACACCAGAAUGCUGUAAGCAGCGUGGAUAAGAACUCCCCCUCAUCGUCCGGGAACAGCACCUCAGAUACGUACGAGCAGGGUUUUGUAGGCAAAAGGAAGGUCCACUUUAGGAGCGACGAAGUGGGCAAGGGGGGUGCUGCACAUUGGGGGAGCCCUGUGGGGGGGGAGGACGACGACGAGAAAGCGGAAGAAGAGGUGGAAGCGGUGAAAUACACGGAAGAAGCGGAGCAAUACACGGAAGAAGCGGAGCAAUACACUGAAGAAGCGGAGCAAGACACGGACGAGGUGGAUCACGAAACGGAAGAGGUGAGUGACGAGGUGGAAAACGGUACGAAUGACAACACGGAUGACGACGCGGAUGACGACCCGGACGAUAGCCUGGCGCACCAAGCGCACACCGCCAACCCCCCAACGUGGAAACAAAAAAGAGAACUUGCGAACGCGAGAGGGGAAAGGAACGCCUGGAAGGAGCAUACAGAGGAAGGAAACGACACACACAAGAAGAAAACGGGGUCUACACCAAAACGAAGCGGCGCAAAAAUGAAGAACAAACCGUUGAAGGGGGGAGCAGAUGAAGAUCCCACGAAUGAGCACACUGCGAAACAAAUGAAAUUUGAGUGGCGGAAGGUUAACGAAGAAGGGAGCAGUCGAAACGACAUUGCAAAGUCACAGGAGGGAAGUGAGAAUAAGGGGAGGAUACUAAAUCGUUAUGAAAUACCAAAGGAUAUCUCCUACUAUGUGGAAAGGUACCAAAGGAGAAAGGAAGGAAAAAAUGCAAAUCUUGGAGAUGCGCCCAAGGAGGAUAGCCAAGAGGAGAUGGAAGCGCCAUCUGAGGAGGCCUCUAUCGAUGGGAAGACUAACCUUAGUGACCACAUCGGUAAAGAGGACCCCCAAGUAGAGGGGAUGCACCAUAAGAGCAUCGAAAAGGUUAGUGGUUCCCCAUUUUUAGGAGAACAAAUGGGGGGGGUGCUCACUGCAGGUGAUGCAAAUACUUCAGGGGAACCAACCGGAGAGGCGCCGCAAAAUGGAGACGUCUUCACGCAGGGAAGCUCGCCGGGAUACCCCCCCAGUGAUGGUACCAAAAGGGUCAUGCGUAACAACCAAAUGGAAGCAGGUGUGUUUGAAAUUUUUAACCAAACGAAGGAACCCUACUCUAAUAAAAGUGGCACAAAAGGGAAUGAAGCACAUACCGGUGUUGACAUCGGAGGGGGGGGUUCACCAGGUGACGAUUUCUUUUAUGAUGGCAAGAGGGGGGAGAGAAAUCUUCUGCACACAUUACCAGAGAACAGUAUGGAGAGGAAGAACUACUCAUUUGAUGGUGGCUCUCCCCCCAUGGAGGAUAUAUACGACAAAAUAAACGCCCACUUUGGCGGGAGUGUAGAUAGCAAGAAUUACAUGCAGAUGGUGGAGGAGGGCAUUCACAGCGGAAAUAAAAAUGUUCGUGCAAAUCCGAAGGGGUCAAAAAAUGGACCAUUUUUGGAAGGAGAGAAAAAAGAAAAAAUGGAUGUCUUUUUGAACUACUUAAAAUGCAUUGAUGGGGAUUCUCUAAAUAAGGCCUUCCAGUACUUCGUCGAGAAGGAGAAUGACGACAGUGUGAGGAGGCAACUGGAGAUGUGCUUAAUGGGGAAGUCAACCGAGGGGACGGCGAAUAAAGGCACACUGACUGAUGCGGAAAUGAACACCCUCGUGGUGAGCAAUCAAAACACGCAAACGGUUAGCGCCAGUUUGAAAAAUGAACAAGUGCAGACGAACAGUAGGGGAGGAAAUAUGGAGGACAAUUUUAUGCAAACAGAUAUAAAGGACGUUAACACGAAAUUGUAUGUUAAAAAUGAGAUGAUAAGCAAGAAGACGAGUGUCGAUUCGAUUUUUUUUAGGAGCUUAAGCAGGGAUGGAAGAAGCACCCCCAAGAGUGGUGCCCAAAGUGGCGAAGAAGUUGCUCCAUUCGAAGCGAGCGGAGCGAAAGGGGAGAGGGACCCCCCCCAAGACGCGCACAGUCCCACGGAUGAUAAUCUAAACCGAGACGAAUACAACGAACUGAAAAAGAUCAACGAAUUGAAGGAAAAGAUUUUGGAAAAAAUUAAAACCUGCUAUGAUAGCAUGAACGAAAAUAAUGACGAAGCGGCGGCCAUCCUGAUGCUGAAUGAUAGGAAGGAACGAACUCAUUUGGGGAGCUCCAACGGGAUGGACAAAAGCAGCAGUGUAUAUGCUGAGCGAGGGAACAGUUGCAGUGCUAAGGGGAAGAAAAAAAAAAAAAGCAAAGGCGUCCUCACGAUGGAGACAUUCGAGUCGAUGAAGUCCUUCGAGAAAGAAAUGAAUUUGUUAAAAUCGCACAACGAGAGGUUAAGAAGGAGAAUUGAAAAACUGUACGGAGAAAAGGAAAGGCUAAAAAUCGAUUAUGUUAAGAUGGAAAAAAUUAAGGAGAGUCAAGAUAGCCUCUUCCUGGCGACGGAAAAGCACAUUGAGAAGCUGCACGACCAGUUGGAUAAUCUGUCCAGACAGAACCAAAACAUGAAGGGGGACUUGCAGCAGAAGAGCAUUCAGAUUAUAGCCCUUGAGUCACAAAUAGAUUUGGAUGAUGUGACUGGGAAGCAAAACCGAGGGGAUGACUCCAUCGGGGAAUUCUCACAACAGACAGUGUGCAGACCAAGUGGAGAUAUGACGAAGGGUAAGCAGUCCGCCCUCGACCUGAACAGACAGCUAAACAAUUUCAAGGGACAAAUAAGAGACAAAAAAAUUAUAAAGGAACAAAUAAACCAGCUGCAAAACCAACUGCACACUUUAAAAGAUGAUAUCAAAAUGAUGGAGUCGCUAAAAUUGGAAAAUGAAAAGCUGAAGAAAUUGUUAAGCAGGAAAAAUACGCACAUUAACGAGUAUGAAAAGAGCAUACAUAAGUUAGAAACAAAUAUUGGAAUGCUCAACGAUCGGAAUUUUGACUUGCAUAGGGAAAACACAAAUUUGUCUGCAAAUGUGAUGGCUCUAUCACGUUGCGAUGAGGCGGCAGAUGAUCCCCUCGAUCCAACGCAAAAGGGAACUCUCUCAGGUGGUGAAGAAGCAAAAAAUAAAGAAGCAAUAAUAGAUAGAGAAAACAAAAUAAAAGAGUUAGAAGCACAAGUGGAUACGUUGAAGCAGCAAAUUUUUGACCUAAACGAAGAGGUCUUCGACUUGAAGCAGAAAAACGUCCAGCUGAAGAAAUCGGCCGUAGGGCACAGCAGUGGAGACAUCCAAGCGGUACAAACGGAGGCGGAGAAAAUAUAUAUAGACAAAAUUAACCUGCUAAAGGGGAAGCUAGAAGAAAGUAAAGCCAAAAUUAACAUGCUUAACGGGUUGCUCAAAACGUCGAACAGUCAAACUACUCAGUUGAAUAGGAAGGUCAGGACGAUACUGAAAGAAAACAACGCCUGGCAGAAAAAAUAUGAAAAAUGCCUCACCUAUUUGGAGAGCCUUAAGGGGAAAUACGACGAGGAGGUUUCAAAAGCGCGGCGAGGGGAGUCCCCGUUCGUUUCGGGUGCACCCGGGGGGAAAAGCGGACUCAACGGGCAAAGCGGGCUGAACGGACAAAGCGGGCUGAAUGAACAAAGCUGGCUCAACGGGCAAAGCUGGAAGGAUGCCCCCAACGCAGGUGGCCCAACCCAACACAAUCGCCCAAAGUCACUCGAAGGGGAAGUUCACCCAACUGGAGAAGCUCCACUUGAAGAGGAAGAAAAGGGAAAAAUCGAACUCGUUAACGGGGAAGACACGAACGGCGAAGAACCCGAUAGGAAGAUUUUCUCCCCCUUUGGCGAAAACUCAAAUGCCAGCUUCAAUUUGGUUCGCAACGAAAAUAAAGACGUCAGCAUAAAUGACAUCUUCGAAAUUGAUAACAUCACGAGGGAUAUCCACCGUAUGUUCUCCCAUGAAGACAGAGCAAAUGGGAAGGGGGAAAACGGGUUCUACGCCACCGAAAGGGAGAGGCAGCAUUGCGUUGAAAAGGUCAAGGAGGCAGAGGACAGAGGCCCAACGGAGGGAGUCUUAAAAAGUAUAGAAAAAAUUUACGCAGCGAAUAGGAUUAAGCAAAUGAACGAGGAUAUGCAUAAAUAUAUAAUUCAAAGGAAAGAAAAAGUGGAGAGCUUGUACGAUGGGAAUUUAAUACAUCAGGGAAAUCCUCACAACAAGGGAAACACCCAAGGGGGGCAUUUAGAAGAAGGAGACACUAAAUUGGCGCUCAAAGGAAAGGAAGACUCGAAUGGAGUCACACAGGGGGAUUACUCCACAACGGACCAGGCGUACUAUCCGUAUGGAAUGGCGCAGUUGGCCCAAAGGAAUUUGCGGGAAGAUCAAAUCAGCUCCAGCGAUACGCAUGUGGUGAGCGGUAUGGAGGACUCCUACGUUGUGAAUAAUCAUAUAAGUGCCGGAAACGAAACGAACACCUUUCAUCAUGGGGGCUUCACAAAUGCCGCAGACCACUCGGAGCAGAGGAACGAAAACAAUUUGAGAAGCGUCUUCAGGUACAAAAUAAACGGUGAGGGGGAAGAUGUGCAGAUAGGGAACUCCACUGGGGGCGAUCACCCACAAAGUCAGCAUGGCACAGCAAGCAGAAUCGCCAAAACGCAGCAAAGCGGCAUAAACGAACGGAACAACUCCAAAUGUGGUAGGCAGCUCAUGGAGCAUAUUUACACCAAGGCAGAUGCGAGUAAGUUGCCCCCAAUAGGUAGAGAUAACGCCUUAGUAGAUGAUAACAAAUCGACGAACAACCAUUUGAAUGCUUUGCGGUAUAACCCGCAUGAACAUAAAAACGUGUCGGGUGGCACCACCGCAGAUGCAAGCAGGUGGGAUAUUCCGAGAGAGGGAAGAGUGAAUAACCCCAAUGGGAACGAUGGGCCAAGAGUCGCACCAAACGGAAAGGACCCAAAUGCUCAACACAAAAAGUCCCAGGCGUGGAUAAUCGACCUCAAAAAUAAUGAAGUGUUCCCGUAUAGGAAGUUGCAGAAUACGCUCCUAACGGAUGAGGAGACGGACGUGAAUUCAGAAGGGGGUCCCAGCAGUGGUCAAAGGGAGGCCCCAAGGAGUGGCCCCGCUGGUCCGAAGGGCGCCAAGAAGGAAAAGGCGGCAAAGGCAGCAAAGGUAGGAAAGGCAGAAAAGGCAGCAAAUACGGAAAAGACAACAAAGCAAACACAGCGGGAAGAAAAAACGUAUGGUCAAAAUAACCGCACGAACGGCAACACAAAUUUUAGGACACUCCCCCACGAGCAGAAGUGCGCAAAGGGACAGUCCGCCAAAAAGGCGAGGAGCAAAGAAAAGUUACACCUGCUCGUUAAUAACAUCUCUAAGUUAGUUAAGAACAAAAUAAAGGAGGAGCUAAACAACAAAAAUAUUUCGAAGGAAAUACUAAACUUUGAGAUUACAAAGAUAAAGAAAAAGGCCAAUGGGUCGAAGGACAGCUUGAAUAAUAAACGGCAGGACACCACCAUCAUUUUGAGCAGCGACUCCAUGUCCCUAUCAUCCGAAACGCUGAAUGGAACGUUCGACACGGAAGACGGUCGUCAGAAUGAGAAGGCGGCGUCUUCCGCGAGUGGAAGGAGCACACACAUGCUCGCAAGCACAAAUUCUGCAAGCAGCUCCAUGGAUAUCAAUUUGGGAGGAGUUGGCGUGGAAGGCAGCAGAGAAAUGUGUGAAGGGAGACGUGCAAAUGGCCCAGAUAGCGCAAGUGCACCGAGACAGACAAGCCAUAAACAAAGCACAAGUGAGUUGUUUUCCCUCGAAAAGAACUCACCCCUGGUGAGCAACGAAGAAUACCUAUAUGACGAUUUACUGCCCACCAAUUUUAUGUUAAAUGAUAUCAGCCUUAACAACGCCACGUGCUUUGGUCCAAACUUGAUUGGCCUCGAACAAACGCUUCCACCCGAGUUGGCCCUCGCCAACAUGGAAGGGGAAGCACUCCACUUGAAUAAGCUCCCCAACAGCUAUUUAGACAAUAGGGACUUGUAUCACCACGCGGGUAAAAAUAAAAUUUUCCAGUUGGGUCAGAGUAGCUAUAUGCAGGUGAACUCUUCGAGCAGUGGCAACCACGGAGCUUUCGCUUCCACACCGCUUGGCUUCAACCAUGCCAAUGAGGAGAAGGCAAACAUGAAACAGGCCGCAGGUAAUGGCGAUUUGAAUAUGAGCAUGGGGAUGAUGCAUGGCGGGGUAGGAGGUCAAAUGGCCACACACGCAUAUGCACACUAUGGAGUCAGUAAGAGCGCCGAAAAUGUGAACACACCUUGGGGGGUAAAUGCGAUAAGUGGGGAUUACCCAGCAGUGGGCAGCGCCGCGGCAGGCGGCAUGCAUCUCCCCCCCCUCAACCACGCCAGCAGGGAAUAUCACUCCAGCAGGGAAUAUCACCCCAACAGGGAAUAUCACCCCAACGGGGAGAACACCCUUUUCCAAGUUGAGAAGCUGAACAGCUCCUACCUGUUCGACAUUAACUCGCUGAGGCCAGACGCGAACCCCCCACUUUACGACCGCGCCUUUUUAAAUUACAACCAGCUGGAUAGAAGCGGCGUGGAGGGGGUAAACAGGGAAGGCACGUCAGUCACGUUAGGCACGUUAAGCAGCAGUGUAGGCAUUGCUAACCUUUGUAAUGAGGGAAAGGGUACACUUGGUGCAAGCGUCAAUGACUUACAGGAUGGCAAACCCAAUGACUUACAGGAUGGCAAUCCCAAUGGCUUACAGGAUGGCAACCCCAAUGGCAGGCAUCUGCCCCCCCCCAACUGCAACGAAGCCAUGUCGCGUAGGCAGCCGCGAAGAGGCGAUCAGCCCUGCGAGGAGAGUGGCACUAAUGAUAGGAAUGGGCGCGGAAAGGUAAAAGCAAACUUGCCAGACAAACAAAAGGGGGGCCUCAAAAAUGCGAGGAGGUCCAAAUCGGUGGACGUUAAAAAGGGAGGAGAGAGAAACGGCUUAACAAAUGACACCCUUUCGGCGAAGCCCAAAAUGAAGACGCAGAUAUUCAACUACUCUGGAAAUAAAAAAAACGGACUGAGGGACAUGUCAACAUACGCUGACAAAGUGCUCGAAGAUAUGAAGUCGCUCAUCCCGUCGAACGUUAGCAGUAUAAUUGAGAAAUCGGCCAAGGGGGGGAAGGCCAGUGGCAGUAUGAACGAACUGCUUCCCAUUAAAUGCAAUUCGAAUGGGAAGACGAACCAGGGUAAGAGGCCCAACAUGGGUGAUGAAGAUAAGGUAGGCAAGUUAGGCAGAGAAAAUGAUAAACUGAAUUGCCACAUAGGGGGAGGCAUUAUAAAUGGCAGUUCUGCAGAUGCCAAUUUGGGCGGUACCACCAGGACGUCUCAUUUGAGCCAUAUAGCGAAGGACACUCUUCCAUCAGUUCGUACGAAGGGAAGAGAAAGGGGAAACUCUCUGGGGAAGUGCAGCAUGGGAGACGACGGGCAUAUGAGAGGCACAAACAAAUCUAAUAAUUCGCAACGGAGUGACUAUUUUUUAGGGGGGGUAAAUAAUGAGGACGUACUGCUAGGCAAGAACUACUCUUGUGAUAGGGUGCAAAAAGAAAACUUCAUUUCGUUGGAAGAAAAGAAUAAUGAUGAGCAUGCAAAGUUAAAUGCCCCUUUAGGUAGCAACAUGGGUGACGUAGCCUUCGCCGGCAUCGGGGACCUCCCACUCAACGCGUUCAGGCUGGAUAAUAUGCUAAAGGAAAUCCAAUUAAACAGUUACGCAGAUAACGGAAGCAAUGUCUUAGGCAAUGCCUUAAUUCCCACCCCCAGUUUUGCACAAAACGGCUUAACGUACAACAGCCGUGCAGAAGAGAAUCAUCAGUUUCAGUCCGAAACUCGCAAGAGCUUAAGUAGCUUCAGAGAAGCUUUAAAAAAACAAGGCAUUCUAGGUUAGUAAGAAAACAGUACAAGAAGGUUAUCCUUCCUGAAGGGGGUCAACCUAUGCCACCUCUCCACCACUGUGUUCCGUUCCACAUGGCACUCACAACUUUGGUCACGUUUUUUUUUUUUUGUAAUUCGUUUUACACACCUGUAGUAAGCUUGUCCAUGUGCGGAGCACUGCGUGUAUUUUUGAACACAUCUUUCGGCCCGCUUUGCUUUUUUCUGAGAUUUUUUUUUCGUCUUUUAGCAGUCCGUUUGGUCGCCACUGGUCUGCAGAUAUUUUGCGGCGCACCGGGCGAAAACUCAUCAUCACGCUACUUUAACGAAGCAGCGUUUUCUCUCCAGCAGCGGCAAACAUGUAAAAUGUGUAGACAUGGUAUGGCCCCCGUUUCUCUUUGUUCCACUUUUGCGAGCGCACGCGGUGUGAAGUGAAAAAGGGGGCGUCAAAAGGGAGCGGCGCAAUGAAGCGGCACAAUGGAGGGACAACGUGGAGGUACAAACGGGCCCCCCCAUGGGGUAGCGCCAAAAUGUGGCUAGCUCCGCGGC